AAAUGAGCCGGAAGUGAACCUUGGGUUGGGCGACGUAGCAGCUGCGAUCGGAGCCAGAGGGCCCCGGUGGUUCUUUGAGGCGUGUGGGAGCGCGUUCAAGCAUUGUCUCGCGUAUCAUUCCUCCGCUUGGGCACUUGUGACAGACGCGGCCUGGAGACGCCUCAGAGACUUGUCUGGGUCUCCCCGCCGGGUGGGACGCGGCUCCACGCGUGAACCCCUCCUGCCAGCCAGAAUCCGGUCCAGGGGGCGGCAGGCGGGAAAGAGCAGGCCGUUACCAGCAGCGAAGGAGGCCAGAAAAGGUUCAUUUAGACUAAAAAAAUUAAAUUAAAAUUAGAAAUAAAUCCCAACACAAAAUAUGGUGAAAGAUGCUCCCCAGAACCAUAAACACAGAACCCAGGAAAAUGGGAAAAUUCGGAAAUCUGAAUCUGCACCCUGGAGACCGGAGCCUGCUGCAAGUGACCAGUGAAUCUACACAAUCUGCAGCUUUUCCAAUUGUCACCAACAGCUGAGAGGUCUUCCUUCUCCUCCUUUGGGAGCAUUUAGAAAUUUAUCAUGCUGGACCUUGUGAAGAUUGAACUGGAGGACCUUUACUGAACCUGCUUGCAUUGUCCAACACAAGAAGGACAAUCGGGCAUUCCUCUGAAAUGAAUGAGGACAGACUGCAAUGUUUGUAGAACCUGCAGCUCCACUGGAUGGUCAUGGGCAGCAGCAGUCACUGUACUUUGGAUCACAUCCUAUGAAAGCACUUGUGUGUGCACAGAAAGGACAGCCAAGCCAAUGUUGAUCCUCAAAGUGACAAUGGCAGCAGCUUUCACCUCCCAUGAUGGUCCAGCCGGUGUUUCCUGGAAGUGUGCAGGAAAGAUGUCCUUCGAGGGAGCCCGGCUCAGCAUGCGGAACAGGAGGAACGGCACGCUGGGCAGCACGCGGACUCUGUACUCCAGCGUGUCUCGGAGCACGGAUGUGUCCUACAGCGACAGUGACUUGAUGAACUUUAUUCAAGCAAAUUUUAAGAAACGAGAAUGCGUCUUCUUUACCAAAGAUUCCAAGGCCAUGGAAAACGUGUGCAAGUGUGGUUAUACCCAGAGCCAGCACAUGGAAGGCACCCAGGUCAACGAAACCGAGAAAUGGAACUACAAGAAGCACACCAAAGAGGUUCCCACCGAUGCCUUCGGGGACAUUCAGUUUGAGUCACUGGGGAGGAAAGGAAAGUAUAUCCGUCUGUCCUGCGACACGGACUCGGAAAUCCUCUACGAGCUGCUGACCCAGCACUGGCACCUGAAAACCCCCAACCUGGUCAUUUCCGUGACCGGCGGCGCCAAAAACUUCGCCCUGAAGCCGCGCAUGCGCAAGAUCUUCAGCCGGCUGAUCUACAUCGCGCAGUCCAAAGGUGCCUGGAUUCUCACGGGAGGCACCCAUUAUGGCUUGAUGAAGUUCAUCGGGGAGGUGGUGAGAGACAACACCAUCAGCAGGAACUCCGAAGAGAACAUUGUGGCCAUUGGCAUCGCGGCCUGGGGCAUGGUCUCCAACCGGGACACCCUCAUCAGGAGCUGUGAAGCUGAGGGCUAUUUCUCAGCUCAGUACAUUAUGGAUGACUUCACGAGAGACCCUCUGUAUAUCCUGGACAACAAUCAUACCCACUUGCUGCUUGUGGACAACGGAUGUCAUGGGCACCCCACCAUCGAAGCCAAGCUCCGGAGUCAGCUGGAGAAGUACAUCUCCGAGCGCACGAGUCAAGAUUCCAACUAUGGUGGUAAAAUCCCUAUUGUGUGUUUUGCCCAAGGAGGUGGAAGAGAAACAUUGAAAGCCAUCAACACUGCCAUCAAAAGUAAGAUUCCUUGCGUGGUAGUGGAAGGGUCAGGGCAGAUUGCCGACGUGAUUGCCAGCCUGGUGGAGCUGGAGGAAGCCUUGACAUCUUCUAUGGUCAAGGAGAAGCUGGUACGCUUUUUACCCCGCACAGUGUCCCGGCUGCCUGAGGAGGAGAUCGAGAACUGGAUCAAAUGGCUCAAAGAAAUCCUUGAGAGCUCUCACCUGUUAACAGUCAUUAAGAUGGAGGAGGCUGGGGAUGAGAUUGUGAGCAGUGCCAUUUCCUAUGCCCUGUACAAAGCCUUCAGCACUAAUGAGCAAGACAAGGACAAUUGGAGCGGGCAGCUGAGGCUCCUGCUGGAGUGGAACCAGCUGGAGCUCGCCAGUGAUGAGAUCUUCACCAACGACCGGCGCUGGGAGUCUGCAGACCUCCAGGAAGUCAUGUUUACAGCUCUCAUAAAGGACAGGCCCAAAUUUGUCCGCCUCUUUCUGGAGAAUGGCUUGAACCUGCAGAAGUUCCUCACGGAUGACGUCCUCUCCGAACUCUUCUCUAACCACUUCAGCACUCUCGUGUAUCGGAACUUGCAGAUUGCCAAGAAUUCCUACAAUGAUGCCCUUCUCACCUUCGUCUGGAAGCUGGUUGCAAACUUCCGAAGAAGCUUCUGGAAGGAAGAGAGAAGUAGCAGAGAUGACCUGGACGUGGAAAUCCAUGACGCGUCUUCCAUUACCCGGCACCCCCUGCAGGCUCUCUUCAUCUGGGCCAUUCUGCAGAACAAGAAGGAGCUGUCCAAGGUCAUUUGGGAACAGACCAGAGGCUGUACUCUGGCAGCUCUGGGAGCCAGCAAGCUUCUGAAGACUCUGGCCAAAGUGAAGAAUGACAUCAAUGCUGCUGGUGAGUCCGAGGAACUGGCCAACGAGUAUGAGACCCGUGCAGUUGAGCUGUUCACAGAAUGCUACAGCAGCGAUGAAGACUUGGCAGAACAGCUGCUGGUCUACUCCUGUGAAGCCUGGGGAGGCAGCAACUGCUUGGAGCUGGCAGUGGAGGCCACAGACCAGCACUUCAUCGCCCAGCCUGGGGUCCAGAAUUUUCUUUCCAAGCAGUGGUAUGGAGAGAUUUCCCGGGACACCAAGAACUGGAAGAUUAUUCUGUGUCUGUUUAUCAUCCCCCUGGUGGGCUGUGGCUUUGUGUCAUUUAGGAAGAAGCCUAUCGACAAGCACAAGAAGCUGCUGUGGUACUAUGUGGCCUUCUUCACCUCCCCCUUCGUGGUCUUCUCCUGGAACGUGGUCUUCUACAUCGCUUUCCUCCUGCUGUUUGCCUAUGUGCUCCUCAUGGACUUCCACUCAGUCCCACACACCCCGGAGCUGGUCCUCUACGCGCUGGUCUUCGUCCUGUUCUGUGAUGAAGUGAGGCAGUGGUACAUGAACGGGGUGAAUUACUUCACGGACCUGUGGAACGUUAUGGACACACUAGGACUCUUUUAUUUCAUCGCGGGGAUUGUGUUUCGGCUCCACUCUUCUAACAAAAGCUCUCUGUAUUGUGGACGGGUCAUUUUCUGCCUUGAUUACAUCAUAUUCACUCUGAGGCUGAUCCACAUUUUCACUGUAAGCAGAAAUUUAGGACCCAAGAUUAUCAUGUUGCAGAGGAUGCUGAUCGACGUGUUCUUCUUCCUGUUCCUCUUCGCGGUGUGGAUGGUGGCCUUCGGGGUGGCCAGGCAGGGGAUCCUGAGGCAGAAUGAGCAGCGCUGGAGGUGGAUCUUCCGCUCGGUCAUCUAUGAGCCCUACCUGGCCAUGUUUGGCCAGGUGCCCAGCGACGUGGAUGGUACCACAUACGACUUUGCCCACUGCACCUUCACGGGCAACGAGUCGAAGCCGCUGUGCGUGGAGCUUGAUGAGCACAACCUGCCGCGCUUCCCCGAGUGGGUGACCAUCCCGCUGGUGUGCAUCUACAUGCUGUCCACCAACAUCCUGCUGGUCAACCUGCUGGUCGCCAUGUUCGGCUACACGGUGGGCACCGUCCAGGAGAACAAUGACCAGGUCUGGAAGUUCCAGAGGUACUUCUUGGUGCAGGAGUACUGCAGCCGCCUCAACAUCCCCUUUCCCUUCGUGGUCUUCGCUUACUUCUACAUGGUGGUGAAGAAGUUCUUCAAAUGUUGCUGCAAGGAGAAAAACACAGAAUCUUCUGCCUGCUGUUUCAAAAAUGAGGACAAUGAGACUCUGGCGUGGGAGGGUGUCAUGAAGGAAAAUUACCUCGUCAAGAUCAACACGAAAGCCAAUGACAACUCGGAAGAGAUGAGGCAUCGUUUUAGACAACUGGAUACAAAGCUUAAUGAUCUCAAGUGUCUCCUGAAGGAGAUUGCUAUGAAAAUCAAGUAAAACGACAUGAACUGUCAUGGAAAAAAUCUAAUUGUAGCAAGGUGAUGUCAGCCAAAUGCUAAAGAACAAUUUUGCCAUGGACUACUAAAGGAGAAUUUUUCAGGUCCCUGGAUGCACUGAGGAUGGUGUUUAGGUCUUCCCAGCGUGUCCACAUCUGUGAACAAAGUGUGCGACUGAUUUCACACUUGCAAAAGAUGGAAAGGAAGAGCAUUUCUAUUGUGUGUUUCCACAGAGGAGGCAUCUGUGACUGUCCCUGUCUGGCACCCUGUCCCGAGGGCUGGGUGUUUAAGUCUUUCUCCCUUCUUCCUUCUCCCUUAACUUUCUUACUUUUAACACAAGCAUCAAACAGAAGAACAUCUUUGACAUUUAAAUAAGACCCCGACACGCUUUUAUUCUUGUGUUGUUAUUUUGCUCAUUUCCAGUUGAUUCUCUAGUUUUUUCUGUUUGUAUUAUGGGACUGUAAUACACUGAUAUAUAUGAAAAGACUUCCAAAUCGGGCCAGAUUCUAAAACACGCCAGGGCACAAGGAUCCUCCUUUUUUGGGGGAAAGUAUUUCCCUUCCCAUCUUGCUUCACACUUGUGGAGGGAGGUGCUUGAGCAGUGACCUCCCCUCUGGGUCUCCCCACUAGCACCUGGGGAUCACCCUCCUCCCAACUAUGUGAAAGUCACCCAGAGAACCUGAGAGGCACCCUGGUGGUGUUUGGGUGCUUUUGUUUCUCUUAUUAUUUUUCCCAUUAAAAAGAAUACAGAGGUAUUGUAGAAAAUUAGGCAUCACAGGGAUGUAGAAAGAACAGAAACAGCCCUUCCUUCCUAAAGUAUUCCCUCCACACAUCUCUGGAUGUUUCCCAACCCCAGUUUUUUCUAGUUUUACUUCCCUUAAAACUUUUUACAUAGUGUCAUCCUACUAAAGCUACAAUUUUUAAUAAGCUUUUUCAUUUAAUGUUUUAUUAAAGAUGUUUUGUUUAUAGUCCCAGUAUUCUUAAACAUUAUACUAAUAACUUCAUAAUAUCCAACCUCUUGUGAUUUCCAUAAGGUUGAUCAUUUGAAGUCUGUUUCCAUUGGCCUGAGGAUGAACGUCCUUGUGCAUAAAUCUUUUUUCUGCAUUUGGGAAAACUUCCCAAGGCUAGAUUCUAAGGAAUAUCUAUUGAUUAUCAAACCACUUACAAGGCUUUUACAUAAAUGUAUAGCAAAUAGGAAUUGCUAACUUGAGCAUAAGAUAUGAGAUACACUAAGCUACAACUAUUAAAAUAAAAUAUUGCAUUUAAUCCUUAGCUUAGGAAGAAAUCAAUGUGCUUAUUUCGAUAUUGUGUUGACAUAGAAUUGGAGCGGUAUCUUACUGAGCACUCUGGCCUGGCCUUCUUUGGAACUGGUGUUAUCUGAGCUCAGGAAAGUGCUUGGAGUGCAGACAGCAAUUUAAAUUAGUUUUCCAGCUUUGACUAGACUAUAAACCAGUAGAUGAAGAAAGGAGUCUUAGAAGCAAGCUAUUAAAUGAACAUCUAAUUAGAAAAACUACAAAAGCAUUACCCAAAAAGUCUAUUUUCAUUUUUUUCUGGGCAGGAGUUGAAAGGGCCAUUCAGAUCCUUCUUGACAUUUGCAGGGAAUGAACACAAAUAAAAGGUUCCUUUCUACUUAACCCUAAGAAUGGCCUAAAAGGGACUCUUACACAAUAGGGCCCAUCAGUUCACAGUUUCAGAUGCUGAACGUGGAGGGGAUGAAAUUUACAUGAUAAAAAAGGUCCGUGAAUGGAGAGCUCAAAAUUUUCUCUGUGAGAGGGAAUGUCAUUUCCAUUUCACCACGGCAACUAAAAUACCUGCUGUUUCCAAAACCACCUGGAAGAAGGUGGUGUCUUCUUCACAUGGAUUGGGAAAAAGAUAUAUGGCAGGGAAAAAAAUAUGGCGGUCUGUUAGAUUGUACAGAGACCGAAGCAGUCUGAACCUCUUGCUCUGAAUUCAAGUGGGGAAUCUGAAUUAAAUCAGUAAAUUAUAUUUAAAACUCCCUUGAGGACAGUGUCAUGAAUUUGUGUGUGUAUUCAUAUUUCCACGGCUGGUAUUUCUGCUGGCAUAAGAAAUAGGCCUGUGUGUACCCCCACUUUGAGCGGCAAAAGAGAUUCUCCCAUUGACCCUAGAGUCUUGAACAAUUGCUCAGAAUUCACUUGUAUUAGGCAGGGAACUUGUAAGGGUUUCCAUUUCUGCUUCUCUGCCGGAUGUUUCUGCACUGUUACUCCCUAGGCUUUGUUAAGUUAAAUCGUGACUUCCAGUGUAGCUCAUGGAAAUAGCACAGGCACUGAACAUUCCUCCAAUCAAAGGUGCUACAUCUGUUUGUAGGUACUAAAUGUGGCCGGUGUACCUGUGCACAGUCACUGAGUGUCCGGAGGCUUGGUUUAAAUGAGCGAGUUAAUGAAUUAAAUAGUAGAGGAAUUGUCCUGUGUUGUUUUUGUCAUUCUAUGGAAAAUGAAAAAAUAAAAUAAAAUUCUUUCACUGA
Heterocephalus glaber (naked mole-rat) is the source of this 6657-nucleotide messenger RNA. RefSeq names its product transient receptor potential cation channel subfamily M member 8 (gene Trpm8). Gene Ontology annotation, molecular function: ligand-gated calcium channel activity. NCBI's taxonomy places the organism in Eukaryota, Metazoa, Chordata, Mammalia, Rodentia, Bathyergidae. Gene Ontology annotation, cellular component: plasma membrane. The record is from RefSeq and is a predicted model, not a curated record. Gene Ontology annotation, biological process: calcium ion transmembrane transport.